Molecule: messenger RNA, 1299 nt
Organism: Funneliformis mosseae
Lineage: Eukaryota; Fungi; Glomeromycota; Glomeromycetes; Glomerales; Glomeraceae
Source: the annotation of a GenBank genome assembly
AUGGAUUAUUUAAAAUCAUUUUCUAGGGUUGUAUUAGGCAAAGAUAUACCCUCCUUUCCUUACAAUAUUGGAGAAAAAAUUGAAUCAUUUGAGGGCCUUUCAAUAUGGUCUUUACAUAAUGGAACUAAAAAGGAUGGCGGAAGUUCUGUAUCUGUUUUCACUUUUGAUUGUAACAAACAGAAAGAAAAGAUACAAUUAGCAAAGAAUGCAUUUAAAAAAUUUCGCACAAUUCGACAUCCAGAUUUAUUGAGAUAUUUAGAUGGUGUUGAGACAGAUACUUUCAUUUAUAUCGUGACAGAAUAUGUUUCGCCUUUAAAAAAUCAGUUAAGAUUUCAUGAAGAUAAUAAUUUGAAAUUAUGGGGAUUAUAUAAAGUUGGAAGUGCGUUGAAAUUUUUGAAUGAUGAUUGUUCAAUAAUUCACGGUAAUGUUCGAAUUUCUUCGAUAUUUACCAACAAAGCCGGGGAAUGGUUGUUAGCAGGAUUUGAACUUAUGAGUUCUAUGAAGGAAGAAAGCCCAACGUUUGGUAGUUUAGUUGUUGAAUCGACUAAAUACGCAUCCCCGGAAGUUUUAAAAAGUUCAUGGAAUGUUUUGAAAGACCAAGAGAUUUGGGUGAUUGAUUCUUGGAACUAUGGAAUUUUGAUAUAUGAAGUUUAUAAUGGUGAAUUCACAUCAGCAAAACAAUUAGAUAAUAUAAAUUUAAUUCCACAGAAUAUGCGUGAUCAAUAUAGUCAGUUGGUUGCUACUAAUCCUAAGCUAAGACUUAGUAUCUCUUCUUUUAUUGAAGAUGGGCUGAAGCCCGGUGGAAUUUUCCAAAAUGAUCUAGUUCAAAUUAAUUUGUUUUUAGAUAAUAUGAAUAUCAAAGAAUCUAGAGAGAAAGAAAUGUUCUUUAAGCAUUUGAACAAUUGCAUUGACAAUUUCCCAGAGAAUAUUUGUAAGUACAAAAUACUACCUGAACUUAUUAAUGCUUUAGAAUAUGGGUCAGGAGGUGCAAGAGUAUUGCCACCUAUAAUAAAGAUAGGAAACACUCUUGAUGAUACAGAAUAUGAACAAUUGAUCAUAACAGCGAUUAUAAAAAUGUUUGCUGUACCUGAUAGAACAAUUCGUUUGAGUCUAUUAGAAAAUUUGGGAUCUUUUAUUGAUAAAUUAAGUAAUAAGGUUAUCAAUGAUCAAAUAUUUCAACACAUGGCAACAGGAUUUACAGAUACUGCACCUAUUAUAAGAGAAAGCACUGUCAAAUCUAUUCUUUUGAUUGUUUCAAAGGUACGAUUAAUUAAAACAUAUAUUAUUGAAACUUUGUAA